This is a messenger RNA of Danaus plexippus (monarch butterfly), 1407 nucleotides long. RefSeq names its product methyl-CpG-binding domain protein 2-like. Gene Ontology annotation, molecular function: DNA binding. Lineage: Eukaryota; Metazoa; Arthropoda; Insecta; Lepidoptera; Nymphalidae. The coding region runs from base 103 to 858 and encodes 251 amino acids. The record is from RefSeq and is a predicted model, not a curated record. The transcript is spliced from 5 exons.
AUAAUUUAUAAUUUGAACUGUAAACCAAACAUCUUACAAAGAUACGUGUCAUUUAUCAAAAAUAAAAUUAAACAGAGUAUUAAUUGGUACGACGUAACUGAUAUGAAUAUUUCAAUAGAAAAGAAAAAAUCUGAUUGUGAUGCUUUGCCUAAAGGUUGGCAAAGAGAAGAAGUUGUGAGAAAAACCGGGCUUUCGGCUGGAAAAGUUGAUGUUUAUUACUAUAGUCCAACAGGUAAAAAGUGUCGCAGUAAAUCCGAGCUAGUACGUUAUCUUGGUGAUAGUGUGAACUUGUCAUAUUUUGACUAUCAACAAGGUCAACUAAACACAAUGCUCCUAUGCAAGGUCAAGAAGCAAGCUCGGGCGCAGUAUGAAUACAACAGGGGUUUUCGUUCAGAUGCCUCACUUGUGCCUCCUAUAAGACAGACAGCAUCUAUAUUUAAACAACCAGUAACUGUCUACAAAACACAGGAGAGCAAAGUCAAGACUGAUCUGAAACAAGGAACACAAGAAAAACCGAAGCAAUUAUUCUGGGAAAAACGUCUCGAAGGCUUAACUGCAUGUGAUGCCAAUGGUGUAAUAGGAACCACCUCACUGCCAAAGUACAUAAAACCCUUAGGCCCGUACACAUCAGAUGCAACAACAAUACAAUCACUCGCUACAGCCUUACAUGUGUCAUCUCAACCAAUUACAGGACAAACGGGAUCCAAACAAACUAUCAUGGAGAAUCCAGGGGUUUUUUUAAAUCCAGAGCAGCCGUUGAUAGCGGCUGUGACUAUAACGAAGGAUGAUCUGCGUCGCCAGGAGGAGAGAGUGGAGAGGGCUCGGCUGAGACUGCAGGAAGCCUUGGCCACCGCAUAGGAACACGUCGGCGACGGAGACCAACUCUUCGCCGCCGACCAAACAGAUCCCGAGCACAUGCUGCCCGACUCAACAGCAGAUUCACCGAGACCUUCCAUAUCUGAAUGUGUCGUCGAUAGCACCAACUAAACUCAAACUAUUAAACUGAAAAUUACAAUAAGUUAUUUCAUAAUAGAUUUUAAUGAUUAGAAUUAUAAUACAAUUAACUUAUUUGUAAUUUUAAACCCAUUAUCCAAUGGUCAUUUGUAUUAUCAUGUAUUUGUUGUUAAGAUAAUAUAAGAUAUCAAGGUAAUGUAAAAUUUAGCUACAAAUUUUAAAUCAGGUUAGCAUUGAAAGUGAUCAUAAUUAAAAUAAUAUUUAGUACUAUUUGGUUUACAUAAGAGACGAUCUAAAAUCUAACUAAUCAUCAGUAUUGGGGUACAGAGUAAAUGUAUUUUACCAUCACCAAGCACUUGAAUAUCCCCAUAAUGUUCUUGCUAUGGAAAUAUUAGUACUAAGAAAAAAUUAUCAUUUCGUAUUCAAUAAAGAAUUAAUUCGUAUUUUCUGUAA